Messenger RNA from Ornithorhynchus anatinus (platypus), 905 nucleotides. It is a transcript of the gene KLK10, whose product is annotated as kallikrein related peptidase 10. Lineage: Eukaryota; Metazoa; Chordata; Mammalia; Monotremata; Ornithorhynchidae. Gene Ontology annotation, molecular function: serine-type endopeptidase activity. The transcript has 5 exons. Gene Ontology annotation, biological process: proteolysis. Bases 1 to 777 code for a protein of 258 amino acids. The record is from RefSeq and is a predicted model, not a curated record.
AUGGGUGCCGCGCUGCUCGCCCUCCACCUGCUGCUCCUCGCCCUCCAGCUGAGCGCCUCAAGGCCCCAAAUCGAGGAGUCUCUGGAAGUGAGUCCCUGCGGGCGGGAUUCGCACCCGUGGCAAGUCUCUCUGUUCCGGAACCUGAAGUUUCGCUGCGCUGGGGUCCUGGUGGAUCGCUCCUGGGUGCUCACGUCCGCCACCUGCAUCGACAGUUGGCUGUGGGUCCGCCUGGGCGACUACAACCUGCUGCUGGUGGACGGCGGGGAGCAGCUGCGCCUGACCGACCGCUUCGUCACCCACCCGAACUACCGUCCCAACGCCAGCCCCACGCUGCCCCGUCGCGAACACGACAACGACCUGAUGCUCAUCAAGCUGCGGCGGCCCGCCACGUUGGGGGCCCGGGUCCGGACCCUGCCCUGGCCCGCCGUCUGCCCGCCGCCCGGGACCCUCUGCACCACCGUCGGCUGGGCCACCACCGUCCAGCCGCAAGUGAAAUACGCCAAGAACCUUUCCUGCGCGCCGGUCAAGGUCCUGUCCCAUGAGGAGUGCAGCCAGUCUUACCCCGGGGUCGUGACCCGAAACAUGCUGUGCGCCGGGCAGGCCGGAGGCCGUGACCCCUGCCAGGGGGACUCAGGAGGCCCGCUGGUGUGUAAUGGGACCCUGCAGGGAAUCCUCUCUUGGGGUGACUAUCCUUGUGGCGCAGGUCCGCACCCGGCCGUCUACACCAAAAUCUGCAGGUAUUCCUCCUGGAUCAACAAAAUCAUCAAGAACAACUGAACCUCCCCCGGACUGCCCUCCAUCCAGAGGGCGAAGAUUCCAGAAAAAUCCUCAAGAUUCUCACUGGUUCUUCCCCUUGUCUCCUUUUAAUAAUAAUAAUAAUAAUUGUGGUAUUUGUUAAACGCUUA